Molecule: messenger RNA, 1566 nt
Organism: Juglans regia (Persian walnut)
Lineage: Eukaryota; Viridiplantae; Streptophyta; Magnoliopsida; Fagales; Juglandaceae
Exons: 4
Coding region: 1-1566 (521 amino acids)
Source: RefSeq, a predicted model, not a curated record
AUGGAGAAACGCAUAACUACUGAGAUGAAUGAUGAUUUGCAGAGAGAGUACAGCAGAGAUGAGGUGGUAAUAGCUAUGCAACAAAUUGGACCCUUGAAAUCACCAGGCCCCGAUGGAUUUGGUGCCUCUUUCUAUCAAAACUACUGGGAGGUGGUGGGGGAUGAGGUGACAGAGGCAGUAUUAAGCUUUCUUAGGGGGAAGGGUAGCUCGAAUUGUUUAAACCAUACACAUGUGGUUUUGAUCCCUAAGAUAAAGGAACCAAAAGAUGUUGGGGAUUUUAGACCAAUUAGUCUUUGCAAUGUUUUUUAUAAAAUCAUUGCAAAGACUCUGGCCAAUAGACUUAAGAAAGUGCUAAACAAUGUGAUUUCUUUGAACCAAAGUGCUUUUAUACCGGGGAGGCUUAUUACUGAUAACAUAAUUGCAGCCUAUGAAAUUCUCCAUUCCAUGAAGAAGAAGAAGAAGAGAGGAAAUAAGGGGAGUAUGGCUUUAAAGCUUGACAUUUCAAAAGCAUACGAUAGAGUAGAGUGGGGAUUCCUAAGGGUAGUAAUGGUUAAGUUGGGUUUUGGUGAAAAAUGGGUGGGUCUCAUAAUGCAGUGUGUUCAAACAGUAUCCUAUGCCAUUGUAGUGAACGGAAAACCUGGAAAUUCUUUAAAACCAUCUCGGGGUCUAAGGCAGAAAACAGCUUUGUUUUUUAGCUCUAACAUUAAGGCAGACAUUAGGGAGAGGAUCAGAGUGGAUGUGGGGGCAGGGAUUCAGAAUAAUUGUGAAAAGUACUUGGGAUUACCUGUGAUGAAAAAUGAAAAUAGAAUCCAAUGGAAGAGUUGGGCAAAAAUGGGAACUGCUAAAACAGAAGAGGGUAUGGGUUUUAGAGAGCUUCAAAGUUUCAACACUGCACUUUUGGCAAAGCAAUGUUGGAGGAUCAUGACCAUGCCACAAUCUGUUGCUGCGAGGGAGGGAUUGGUUUGGAGGGUGGGAAAUGGUGAACAGGUGAAGAUAUGGGAGGAUAAGUGGAUCCCAAAACCCAUUCAAUUUAGCAUUCAAUCCCCUCAAAGGAACCUGUGUGCGGAGGCAAAAGUGGAAGAACUCUUGCUUAAUGGAGGGUGGAAUCAUAGGCUAGUUUAUGAUACUUUCUUAAAAGAGGAGGCUGACCUUAUUUGUGGUUUACCAGUUAGUAGCUCUAAUGCACCAGAUAAAAGGAUUUGGGCUUUUUCCAAGGAUGGCUUAUAUAGUGUUAAAAGUGGUUACCAUUUGGAGAGAACUAGGAAAGGCAGAGAUAAAGGGUGUUCUUCAGAGGCAAAAUGUGAAAAAAUAGUAUGGAAGAGUAUUUGGCAGCUGAAUACACCUGAAGUGGUAAAAGUGUUUAUGUGGAAAGCUGUUGUGAAUAGCCUACCUACCAAGUGGAAUCUGUUUAGAAGGAAAGUAGUGGAAAAUUCACUAUGUCUAGUGUGUGGAAGAGAGAAUGAAACAGUGGGACAUGUGCUGUGGAGUUGCAAUGCUACUGGUGAUUUGUGGGCUGAUAAUAAGAGCCCAGUGCAAAAUGGCAUCAGAUGGAUGGUGAUUUUAUAG